ACUCCCUCCCACCCGCCGCCGCCCCGCGCCUCCCUGCCUCCCCGCCUCCUCGCUAGGGGGUGCGCGAGCCGCCGGGCGCCGGCACGCACGCUCCGCUCCGCUCCGGACACGGCGGAGCAGCCGAGAGGAGGUGUAGCGGCGCGGAGCCCGAGGGGCGGGCGGAGAGGAGGAGGAGGAGGAAGAAAUAAGAGGAACAACACCCAACAAGUAGGAGCGCGGAGGAAAGCAAGAAAAGAAACCCACCCACUCCAAAAAAAAAAAAAACAAAAAACCCCAGCGGCGCGCAGCCGGCUCGGGAAGACGCGGGGCUGCGGGGCGGGGGCGAGCGGAGAGCGCCGAGCGAGAGCCGCGCGGGAUGGACGCGAUGCUCCUGCUGCAGGGCGCCUGGGGCUCGAACCAGUGGCUGGCGGCGGUGCUGCUCAGCCUGUGCUGCCUGCUGCCCUCGUGCCUCCCGGCCGGACAGAGCGUGGACUUCCCCUGGGCGUCCGUGGACAACAUGCUGGUCCGGAAAGGAGACACGGCGGUGCUCAGGUGUUAUUUGGAAGAUGGAGCUUCAAAGGGUGCCUGGCUGAACCGGUCAAGUAUUAUCUUUGCCGGAGGUGACAAGUGGUCAGUGGAUCCUCGAGUUUCUAUUUCAACAUUGAAUAAAAGAGAUUACAGCCUCCAGAUACAGAAUGUAGAUGUGACAGACGAUGGCCCCUACACGUGUUCUGUUCAGACUCAGCAUACGCCGAGGACAAUGCAAGUGCACCUCACUGUGCAAGUUCCUCCGAAGAUAUACGACAUCUCCAGUGACAUGACCAUCAACGAAGGAACCAAUGUCACCCUUACUUGUUUGGCCACUGGGAAGCCAGAGCCGUCCAUUUCUUGGCGACACAUCUCCCCAUCAGCAAAACCAUUUGACAGUGGACAAUAUUUGGACAUUUACUCAAUUACAAGGGACCAGGCUGGGGAAUAUGAAUGCAGUGCAGAAAAUGAUGUGUCCUUCCCAGACGUGAAGAAAGUAAAAAUCAUCGUAAACUUUGCUCCUACGAUUCAGGAAAUUAAAUCUGGCACUGUGACCCCGGGACGCAGUGGAUUGAUAAGAUGCGAAGGUGCAGGUGUGCCACCUCCGGCCUUUGAAUGGUACAAAGGAGAGAAGAAGCUCUUCAAUGGCCAACAAGGAAUUAUUAUUCAAAAUUUUAGCACAAGAUCCAUUCUCACUGUUACCAAUGUGACACAGGAGCAUUUCGGCAACUAUACAUGUGUGGCUGCCAACAAGCUGGGCACAACCAACGCGAGCCUGCCUCUCAAUCCUCCAAGUACAGCCCAGUAUGGAAUUACCGGGAGCGCCGAUGUUCUUUUCUCCUGCUGGUACCUUGUGUUGACACUGUCCCCUUUCACCAGCAUAUUCUACCUGAAGAAUGCCAUUCUACAAUAAAUUUAAAGACCCAUAAAAGGCUUUUAAGGAUUCUCUGAAAGUGCUGAUGGCUGGAUCCAAUCUGGUACAGUUUGUUAAAAGCAGCGUGGGAUAUAAUCAGCAGUGCUUACAUGGGGUUGAUCGCCUUCUGUAGAAUUGCUCAUUAUGUAAAUACUUUAAUUCUACUCUUUUUUUGAUUAGCUACAUUACCUUGUGAAGCAGUACACAUUGUCCUUUUUUUUAAGACGUGAAAGCUCUGAAAUUACUUUUAGAGGAUAUUAAUUGUGAUUUCAUGUUUGUAAUCUACAACUUUUCAAAAGCAUUCAGUCAUGGUCUGCUAGGUUGCAGGCUGUAGUUUACAAAAACGAAUAUUGCAGUGAAUACGUGAUUCUUUAAGGCUGCAAUACAAGCAUUUUGUUCCCUGUUUCAAUAAGAGUCAAUCCACAUUUACAAAGAUGCAUUUCUUUCUUUUUUGAUAAAAAGCAAAUAAUAUUGCCUUCAGAUCAUUUCUUCAAGAUAUAACACAUAUCUAGAUUUUUCUGCUCGCAUGAUAUUCAGGUUUCAGGAAUGAACCUUGUAAUAUAACUGGCUGUGCAGCCCCGCUUCUUUUUCCUGUCAGUUCAGCAUGGGUGUGCCUUCAUAAAAUAAUAUUUUUCUCUUUCUCUCCAACUCCUACAAAAUGUUUUGCUAAAUCUUACAAUUUGGAAGCAAAACUAAACCGUAAGGAUAGAGUUAAACACAACCCUAUCUCUAAAGAGACACUGGACUAUUCCUUUGUUAACCGGUGGGGUUUGAGAAUUUUGCCCCAGAAUAACUCAGUUUUUGUGAUGAAAAGUAAUCUCACAACAUAGGAAAGUAAAUGUACUACAUGAGGUUUUUUUGUUAGUUAACACGAUAUGUUACAUCCAUAGUGGGAAAUAAUUCCCACUGAAAAUGACAGCAUAGCUUUCUCAAGGGUUUGCCUUGCGAGAUAGAGUCUUUCUCUUUCACUGUUCCAAGCCAACAUUUUAAGAGGGUUUGUGAAAAAGGACAAAAAGUCCUAUCACCUAAUAUCAUAUGACUUGGUAAGUGCUCACGAUUAAUUUGGUUUCAUGAUAGAUAAGAAAGUAUGACAGAGGGCCGGGGAUUUAGCUCAGUGGUUCUGCCACCUGCUUCACAAGCGGAAGACCCCGAGUUCAAUCCCUGAUACCAAAAAAAGAAAAAAAAAAAAGUAUGACAGACACAGUGCUCCUGCAGACAGGAGCAUUUUGCAUAUUUUCUGUCUAACAAUAUCACUGAGUUGAUAGUCCAGAUGCAUGCUACAAGGAAUUCCAAAAUAUAACAAAUAUUUCACAUUAGUAUUCAUCAGCUCAAUCCCUGAGGUAACUGAUUCUUCCAUGAAAACUUUUCUCAAUAGCUCAAAUAAGUGAAGCCCCCAAAAUUACCAUGCUCUAUAUUUUCUCACAUGAUAUUAUAUAUAAAAUGAUCAAACAAAGAUACCAGGGAUGACACCAUCUUAAGAUCUAUUAAUUAUUAAACCAUUGUGAGUAUUCAAAAGUUUUUCUACUUUAAAAAUGAUGACCACAUUUUUGAAGGAAAAUGCUGUUAGUCUAACUAUUAUAUUACAGGAAUAGGCUGAUGGUUUCGCUCUUUCCCAAAGAAAGGCCACAGCCUUGAAAGCCAUUUUACAGGUUGGAUGAAGUUUCCAAUUUUAGCACACCUAUAUUUCUACAAACAAUCACCUUUUGUAAGUCCAUACCAACAAUAAAGAUUCUACUAACAAAGUUAGAUACAAAACAUUUUACAGAGGUUAUACAUGUUCAAGAUGCCUAUACUUUGCCCUAAAAGGAAUGGCUUAAAAAUUGUGAUCUUUUUAUUCGAAUAAAAUAUAAAGAUGACAUACACCAUAAAUCUGUUUUAAUUAGAAAAAUGAAUCAUAAAUGAGGGAACAUAAAUACACAGUCUUCCCACAAAAUGGCAAUAAUAUGACAUAAUGCUAUUAAAUUUGCUAGCUGUAAUAAAUUUAGGACAUUUUGACUGAUUUAUUAAAAUGGGUUCUUAAAAAUAUGGCAUUGAAAUUUAUUAUGUAUUUGUCAUUCAAAACUAUAUUCUUUGUGGAAUUGGUGAGUAAACUACAAAAUAUUUUCUUUGUAUUGCAGCUUUAAAGUGGCACACUCCAUAAUAAUCUACUUACUAGAAAUAGUGGUGCUACCACAAAAGUGUUAACCAUCUGUACCAUCGUUUGGGAGAAAGAAACAGAUCAAGAAUGCAUAUUAUACAGUGACCGUUUUCCUAGAGUUAAAAAUACCUCCUCUUUGUAUGGUUUGUAGGGUACAUGUGAGGUAAAUUGAGGUAUAAACUAUGGAUGAACCAAAUAAUUAGUUCAAAGUGUUGUCAUGAUUCCGAAUUUGUGGAGUCCGGUGUUUUUCCCAUAGGACGUGAGAAGUACAGUCAUAGCUCAGUAGCUAUAUGUAUUUGCCUUUAUGUUAGAAGAGACUUUCUUGAGUGACAUUUUUAAAUAGAGGAGGUAUUAUGUUUUUCUGUAUCACAGCAGCAUUCCUAGUCUUUAGGCCCCUGGACACAGUGAAAUCAUGAGUAUUUAUGAGUUCAGUAUUGUUCAAAUAAGACUACAGUAUUUGCUUUUUGUGUGAAUGUAUUGCAUAUAAUGUUCAAGUAGAUGAUUUUACAUUUAUGGGACACAUGAAAUGUCUGAUUACUCCAUUUUAUCAGUCCUGACUGUACAAGAUUGUUGCAGUUUCAGAAGAGCAGUUUUAUAACAUUGAUUUAUCCUUCAAUCUAUGACAAUUUUUUUAGCUAUUCAUUUCAGCAUUAUCUUUUCCACAAGUUCCAUUUGUGGGAUUCUUUUUGUUGCCCCUAAAUUUUUUUCAAAGAAAGAGAAAUGGAAAAUAAAAAGCAGUUGUGAGAGCAGAGAGAAAACAUAAAGACAGAAAAGGAGGCAAAAAGAGAGGAAAAAAAAAAGGAAGAAAAGAAGGAAGGAGGUAAGAUAGAAAUAAGGAAGGAUGAGAGGGAGGGAAGAAUCAGAAGAUUAGGGUAGUUAACUUGUUCAUUUGCAUUCUCAGUUUAAAUGCAGGUGGUGUAAUUAUGUUUUACAAUGAUCUCAUCCCAAGCAUAAGUCCUGUUACGCCAUUAAAUUCCUAUUAUGCAGCAAUUAUAUAAUGAAAAGUACUGCCCAAGUUAUAAUAUCAUGUGUUUUUUGAGACACUAAGAUUUGAGAGAAUUUCAAACAUAAAGCCACUUUUGGGGGGUUUAUACCUUAGCUGAAAAAUUAAUGCUUCAUCAUAACAUUUAAGCUAUAUCUAGAAAGUAGACUGGAGAACUAAGAAAAUUACCCAGAUAAUUCAGGACGCAAAAUAUAUAUAUAGUUAAAGACCCCUAUGUGUGAAGCCAGAAAACUCUGAGAAACUGAAUUAUCAAAGCCAAUCAUCUAUAUUGAGCAAAUUAUUGAAUAAUUGUUAAUUUAUCCAUUGUGCUUAGCUUUGUGACACAGCCAAAAGUUACCUAUUUAACCUUUUCAAUAAAAAAUUGUUUUUUGAAAUCCAGAAAUGAUUUAAAAGAGGUCAGGUUUUUAACUAUUUAUUGAAGUAUGUGGAUGUACAGUAUUUCAAUAGAUAUGAAUAUGAAUAAAUGGUAUGCCUUAAGAUCCUUUGAAUAUGUAUUUACUUUAAAGACUGGAAAAAGCUCUUCCUGUCUUUUAGUAAAACAUCCAUAUUUCAUAAUCUGAUGUAAAAUAUGUUGUACUGUUUCCAAUAGGUGAAUAUAAAGUCAGUUUAUCAAUUAAAA
Messenger RNA from Heterocephalus glaber (naked mole-rat), 5179 nucleotides. RefSeq names its product neuronal growth regulator 1 (gene Negr1). The record is from RefSeq and is a predicted model, not a curated record. NCBI's taxonomy places the organism in Eukaryota, Metazoa, Chordata, Mammalia, Rodentia, Bathyergidae.